AUGCCAACAUUGUUACAGGCAACCUUCAUGCCCGAACAAAACAUAGAAGGAGUCUGGGUGGAUGGACUUCAACGGAUGGUGCAGAACUCCAUGAAGGCCGAUCCAGCUUCCAAAGGGGAUGCAUCAGAUGCUGCUGCAAUAUUUGUGAGCCAAAUCAAGAAUACAUAUCUUCAAUUGAUGGGUGAGGAAGAGGGCAAAGAAAGUCAGGAAGGGUACGAAUGGCACUUGUCUUGCUCUGUUAUUCAGAGGAAAGUGGACACCGAUGCCACUUUUACCACUAUGCCGCAUUGUAUUGGACACCAUUCCCUGUACUGGGAUGGAAAUGAAAACAAGCCCGAUUGGGCUUUCUUCGUCAAGAUGCCUCUCCAUCAGCAUGGUGUUUGGAGUCAUUACUACACCAAUACAAACGAUAUUAUCGGUAAUCUUGUUUUCGGUUCUCAUGGAUCUGCCGUCUUUGGUCCUCUUUCCAUGUGUCACAUGGCUGGACACAUCACCCAUAUUGAGGGGAACCCGUACUUGUUUUUCACGGUGCUCUCAGCAUGCAAGAAGAAGAAGAAGAGCACUACGGCAGGUGAAGACGGUGAGAGCCAUCGGACUCUGAUGACAAAGGCGCUGAAGACGCCGAAACAGACAUCAAAGCCAAGUUCGAAUAAUGGAAGAAGAAACUUGUACGGGACUAUCCGCACCUGCGUCACACCAGCAUUGAGGCUCACCUCAAACUGA
Molecule: messenger RNA, 723 nt
Organism: Seminavis robusta
Lineage: Eukaryota; Bacillariophyta; Bacillariophyceae; Naviculales; Naviculaceae
Source: the annotation of a GenBank genome assembly